This is a messenger RNA of Hibiscus syriacus, 1606 nucleotides long. Its product is annotated as trihelix transcription factor PTL-like. The coding region runs from base 84 to 1601 and encodes 505 amino acids. The record is from RefSeq and is a predicted model, not a curated record. Lineage: Eukaryota; Viridiplantae; Streptophyta; Magnoliopsida; Malvales; Malvaceae. The transcript is spliced from 2 exons.
CUCUCUAUUAAAAACUUUUCUCUUUCUCUCUUUCUUUCUUGUAGCUUUACCCUACUCUUUCCUUUUUCUAACGUAAAAUCCAUAUGGAAAUGGAGGAUCAUCGUCACCAGCAGUAUUCCAUUCCUGAUCUCAGGCAACUGCUGAACGGAAAGCCGAUAAAUUUCCAAGAUUUUCCACUGGAUACUACUGAGUUGUUUUCUCCCGGCCACAGGAAUCCACCGCCACCGCCACCGCACCAGCCCAACCACCACCCCUUCGAUAUGAUGCAAAUGGUGGGUAUGCAAGUUGGGUCGACUGCUGAUAAUAAUAACACUAGUGAUCCCAUGGCUGCCAUUGCGACAGUCACUAGUGCUUCCACACUUAGUCCCAGCUGUGGCUUCGAUGGUGACACUGCCACUGGUUUUCGAGGCGACGGCGGAACGGGAAGGUGGCCGAGGCAAGAGACUUUAACACUUCUUGAGAUCAGAUCUCGUCUGGAUCCCAAAUUCAAAGAAGCGAAUCAAAAGGGUCCAUUGUGGGAUGAAGUUUCCAGGAUCAUGCUCAAGGAACAUGGGUAUCAAAGGAGUGGGAGAAAAUGCAGGGAGAAAUUCGAAAACUUGUAUAAAUAUUAUAAAAAUACUAAGGAAGGGAAGGCUGGUAGACAAGACGGUAAACACUAUAGAUUCUUUCGUCAACUCGAAGCUUUAUAUGGAGGUAAUAUCUGCAACAACAAUGGCGUUUCAGGUCAAGAAGCUCACCUUGUAGGGAACGCUUGCCAUUUUCGUGGCAUUCAACCAAAUCAAGAGAUCUAUCACUCUCAAAAGCUUUGUGAUAAUAUUCUUAGCCUCUCUACUUCCUCCAAAUUCGAUUCUUCUUCCUCGGAUAACAACGAGUUGAGCACCACAAAGAAAAGGGGUUGCAGGAGAUGGAAAGCGAAAAUAAAAGAGUUCAUCGAUUCUCAAAUCGGGAUGCUAAUGGAGAGGCAAGAGGCUUGGCUUGCGAAACUGACGAAGAUGCUCGAGCAGAAUGAAGAGGAGAGGGUUUUAAGGGAAGAACAAUGGAGGAAAGAAGAAGCUAGCAGGAUCGAUAGAGAGCAUAAGUUUUGGGCUAAAGAGAGAUCUUGGAUCGAAGCUCGUGAUGCUGCUUUAAUGGAGGCGCUGCAGAACUUGACCGCCAAACAACUGAACGCUGCUACCGCAUCGACCGACAGUGAAAACCAUAAUGAAAGGGAGGAUGGGUGGAAAGAAGCCGAGGUUUCUAAGCUGAUACACCUGAGAAACGCCAUGGAACCGAGGUUCCAACAGGGAGGGUAUACGGAAGAGGUUGUUUUGUGGGAGGAAAUAGCUGGUAAGAUGAGUUGCUUAGGCUUUGAAAGGAGUAGUUUAAUGUGCAAAAACAAAUGGAGUAGGCUAAUAAAAACAAAGGAGAUGAUGAGAAACAAGAAACGGAAGGAGAAUUCAAGAGGAUAUGAUUAUUAUCAUCAUCAGCAAAAUGAGUCGAUGUACAGUACGCAAGCAGAUGAUGGGUCCUCUCAUGGUGUAAACGAUGGUUGCUUUCGGUUCUUCAUGGCUGAUGGAGAAAAUAACUUGUGGGAAAACCAUGGUUUGAAGCUCAGCAACUGAUGAGG